AUGCUGGAGGAAAAACCGGCCAAGAGCAUCGACCUAUUCCUUGGAUUCUGCUAUAUGAACGGAUAUACGAGAUGGGCUUUUAAAGUUAUGCCAUCAUGGUCGAUCCACAUCCUUUCACUGGCGCUGUGCCUUAGCAGUGGAUUCCAGCAGGGCUACAUCGCCGCCGUGCUCAAUCAACCCUACAAGCAAAUCGAGAAGUACAUCAAAGACUCGUAUCACGAAAGAACGGGGUUGGAAUUGGAUGAAAAUGUUAAGAACAUCAUCUGGUCCGCCCUCAACAUCUCAUUCCCCAUCGCUACAAUCGUCGGCCAGUUUGCCGCUUCCGUACUUUGCAAGCGAUUUGGAAGGAAAAGGACCGCCCUAUUCUCAUCAUUUCUCUACAUCCCUGGCGGGUUGAUAUCGGUGGCUGCAAAGUACUGCCAUCCCUACUAUGAGCUGCUGUUUGUGGGCAGAUUUAUCUGGUCCUUCGCCAACGGCAUCAACGGUGUCGUUGCCACCGUCUGGAUCGUAGAAUGUGCCCCUCCCCAAAUCCGUGGUCGCAUGGCCGCCAUGCAGGAGAUGUUCAUGAGCAUAGGCUCCGUCGUCACCCAAGCCAUCGGAGUCCCGGCUUCCACGGAUGAUCUUUGGCCUUUGGUGUUCGUGCCCGGGAUGGUGGUCGCCGCCCUGUCGAUGGUCAUGUUCGCCUUUGUGUACGAGAGCCCGCAGUUUAUCAUCGAGAAGACCGGGGAUCGGGAUCGGGCCCGUCAUGCCCUCGCUGCCUAUCACGGCGUGGAAGUAGACGACCCGUCCCUGGAAGAAGAGAUGCGUGUCUGUGAGCAGGCCGUCCAGAAGAAGAACAACAAGAAAUCGCCAAAGAAGGGGCAGCUGAUCGAGGAGGAGCACGACGGGCUGACGAUCAUGCUGAAGCCGUGGAAAGCCAAUGACCCCACCUCGAAAGUUAUUCGACACGCCGCUUGGGUUGGACUGCUGGUCAAGGUUGUCUACGUCUUCACUGGAGCUCGAUGCCUCCGUGGCUACAGUACCUUCCUGCUCCACGACCUCAGCCACUGGAGCACCAACGGAGCACUUUAUGGCUCUUUCUUUGUUGGCCUUGCUCGCGUGCCAGUGACGCUCAUCCCAGUGUUCCUUGUUGAUCGUCUUGGCCGGAGGCCGUUGCUGCUCAGCUCGACGCUAAUCUGUGCGCUGUCGCUGCUCACCAUGAUGCUAUCGAUUUUCGCCGGGGAGGAGUUCAAGGUCGGCACCCUCGUCGGUCUCUCCGCCCUCCUUCUCCUCUCCGCCUGCGGAAUCGGCUCGAUCUCCCGAUUCUACGCCGCGGAGCUGGUGCCCCGAUCACUGCUCCUCAACGCCACCUCUUACCUCACCAUGUUCGAGGCGUUGACCAAGAUCGCCGUCGAGUUCGCCUUUUAUCCGGUGGCGAAUGUGGCCGGCGCUUGGUCGUUGAUGCUCUUCUUGGCGCCGACGACGCUCUUCUUGAUCCCCAUGUGGGCAAUGUGCCAAGAAACCUCAAAGAAGCACGUCAACGAGGUGCUGAACGAGAUUGCGGUGCGCAAGAACUUGAAGGUGUCCUUCACAUCG
Mesorhabditis spiculigera is the source of this 1575-nucleotide messenger RNA. The record is from the annotation of a GenBank genome assembly. Lineage: Eukaryota; Metazoa; Nematoda; Chromadorea; Rhabditida; Rhabditidae.